Strongyloides ratti is the source of this 2238-nucleotide messenger RNA. RefSeq names its product MIP05841p. The transcript has 4 exons. NCBI's taxonomy places the organism in Eukaryota, Metazoa, Nematoda, Chromadorea, Rhabditida, Strongyloididae. Gene Ontology annotation, biological process: amino acid metabolic process. Gene Ontology annotation, molecular function: carboxy-lyase activity; pyridoxal phosphate binding. The record is from RefSeq and is a predicted model, not a curated record. The coding region runs from base 1 to 2238 and encodes 745 amino acids.
AUGUCUUUUGAUCAUACUUCUUCUUUUUCUGGAGUUUUUAGUAGUAUUAAUAGCUAUUGUCAAGAUAAAACAGCUAAACUUAAAAGUUCUUUAAUAUCUAAAGGUAAUUCUGUUUUAUUGUUAGAGUCAUCUCCAAAAUCAACUAUAAUGAAUAAUAAUUUUUCAAACAAAUCAACACCUCCAAUACCACCACCAAGACCUAUUUCAAGACCAUUAUCAUCAAGUCCAAAUAUUCAAAGAAAUGAAAAAAAUAUUUCACAAUCUCAAAAUUUAUCAUUACCAAAAUUAUAUCCAGGAAUGAAUGAAGAAGAAUUUAGAGUUAAUGGACGAAAGAUGGUUGAUUAUCUUGUUAAUUAUAUGAAAAAUAUUGAGGAACGUCGUGUUGUACCUGAAAUAGAACCAGGAUAUUUACGUGAUCUUAUACCAAAACAACCACCACAAAUGGCUGAAAGUUAUGAUCAGGUAAUGAAAGAUUUUGAAAAUCUUAUUAUGCCUGGAGUUACACAUUGGCAACAUCCACGUUUUCAUGCCUACUUUCCUGCCGGUAAUUCAUGGCCAUCUAUUUUAGCAGGAAUGUUGUCAGAUGCACUUGGUUGUGUUGGUUUUUCAUGGGCAGCAUGCCCAGCAAUGACUGAAUUAGAAAUGAUAAUGUUAGAUUGGUUUGGGCAUAUGAUGGGAUUACCAAAAGAAUUUUUACCAUUUACACCAAAUGGUAAUGGCGGUGGUGUUAUUCAGGGUUCGGCAAGUGAAUGUAAUUUUGUUGCAUUGUUAGCCGCAAGAUUUGAAAUACUUAAAAAACUUAAAGAUCGUUUUCCUUUUGUUGAAGAAGGUCUUCUUAUGUCAAAACUUGUAGCAUACUGUUCAAAAGAAGCUCAUUCAUCUGUUGAAAAGGCAUGUAUGAUUGCAAUGGUCAAAUUACGAAUUAUGGAAACUGAUUCUUUAUUUCGUUUAAGAGGUGAUACCUUAUAUGCAGCUAUUCAAGAAGAUAGAAAUCUUGGAUUAAUUCCAUUUUUUGUUUCAACAACAUUAGGAACAACAUCUGUUUGCAGUUUUGAUGUAUUAUCAGAAAUUGGUCCUGUUUGUUCUGAAAAUGAUAUAUGGCUUCAUGUUGAUGGUGCAUAUGCUGGUUCAGCUAUGAUAUGUCCAGAAUUUAGAUAUUUAAUGAAAGGUAUUGAACAUGCAAUGUCUUUUAAUACAAAUCCAAACAAAUGGAUGCUUGUUAAUUUUGAUUGUUCUACAAUGUGGUGUAGAGAUAGAUUUAAAUUGACACAAGCAUUAGUUGUAGAUCCAUUAUAUUUACAACACUCUUGGACAGAUAAAGCAAUUGAUUAUAGACAUUGGGGAAUACCACUUAGUCGUCGUUUUAGAUCAUUAAAACUUUGGUUUGUCAUAAGAAUGUAUGGUGUUGAAGGUCUUCAAAAAUAUAUAAGAGAACAUGUUCGUUUAGCAAAAAAAUUUGAAGGAUUAUUGCGUAAUGAUGAAAGAUUUGAAAUUAUUGGUGAAGUUAUUUUAGGUUUAGUAUGUUUUCGUUUAAAAGGAAGUGAUGAAAUCAAUCGUAAAUUGUUAACACAAUUAAACAGUAGUGGUAAAAUACAUAUGGUACCAGCUUCAUUAUCUUCAAGAUUUGUAAUACGUUUUUGUGUUUGCCAAGAACAUGCUACAGACAAGGAUAUAGAAAUUGCUUAUGAUAUUAUAACGCAAACAGCACAAGAAAUACUUUACGAACCAUCAGAACCACCAUUAGUUGAGGAAGAUGAAACAGAAUACUAUUAUGAAGGAACAUCAAUGUAUGGUAGUACAAAUACUGGAAUUGAACGUUCUGAAAGUUAUCGAUUAAGAAAUUCUACUGAAUCUAUUCAAUCAGGAAGAGAAAAAAGUAUUGAUUCAGAUUCUCGUUCUCCAUAUGUACCCAGUCAACCAUCAAUUAAUGAUGAAUUUCUUGAAAGAAAAAAAAUAAAAAGUCUUUCUGAAAAAAGAUCAUUUCUUGUACGCAUGGUUAGUGAUCCAAAAUGUUACAAUCCUAAGAUUGUUAGACAUCUUAAUCGUAGUUCUCAUAGAAAAAUGUCGCAAGAUAUACAUCGUGAUAAUGUAUUGAGAAAAACAAUUGAAGAAAGUAAAAAAAUCAAGCCUAAAAUAGGAGGUGAGUCUUCAUAUAUGGAAAAAUCAUUUGUUGAUACACAAGAAGUAAAUGAUAUGAUAAUUGCAAUGGAACAAACCGGAAUACAACCACCUAUAUAA